Molecule: messenger RNA, 204 nt
Organism: Lobosporangium transversale
Lineage: Eukaryota; Fungi; Mortierellomycota; Mortierellomycetes; Mortierellales; Mortierellaceae
Product: YL1 nuclear protein C-terminal domain-domain-containing protein
Exons: 1
Biological process (GO): regulation of DNA-templated transcription; chromatin remodeling
Cellular component (GO): nucleus
Molecular function (GO): ATP-dependent H2AZ histone chaperone activity
Source: RefSeq, a predicted model, not a curated record
AUAUGUCAAAUCACUGGAUUACCAGCCAAGUACAGAGAUCCUAAAACAGGGAUCCCUUAUGCCAACAAAGAGGCUUACAAGAUUCUACAGAAUGUGAUCCACCAUGGAUAUGUUUGGUCAAAUGGAUUGAACGCUUACUGUCAUGAUGUAGCGCAGCCUUUGCCAAAGGGUGUUCCUGCGGGAUUGGCAGAGGCACUGAUCGGU